CUACAACUCGGUAUUGGCAGUCAGUGCAAAGUUGCCGCAUUCAACUGCGCAUUCCCAGAAGAGUUUGAUUUGAAUUAGACAAUCAGAAAAUUUCAUUAAAAUGUAUAUAGUUUCAACGUCGAAGAAGACAAUACUAUCGGAUUUUGCUGAUCUGGAAACGAAGUCGACAUUUCUACACGCCAAUGGCGAAGCAACAGACUUCCAGUUCAACGCACAGCGGCGCGUCUUUGUGGAGGUGGACAAAAAGGCGGGCUUGACUGUGAUGCGCAUUAAGGAGAAACAAGAAAACGUUCCCGAAAUACAGCGAGUAAGGAAAUUGACCAUUGAGAAUGCCUAUUCGGUUUGCUGUGCGAAAACUGCGUGCAAUCAAAUUGCCAUCGGACAAUCGAGUGGAUUUGUGAAGCUGUUUAAUUUCAGCACCGCUCAGCUGAUACACAGCUAUCCGGCGAAUCAGUCGUCCAGUACGGUGCUCUAUGUGGACUACAACUGCACGGAUGACUACAUUGCGGCGGUGCUCGAAGGUGGCCAGAUCAACAUCUAUGGCACCAGAACCAAACAGAAGAUGGAGUCGAUUACCAUUGAUGAGUACUCAACUCUGGCGCGCUUUCACCCCAGUAAGCGGUUCCACUUGGGCGUUGCCUCCUUUAAGGGCACCGUAACCGUGUAUGAUGUCCAAGCGAAGCGCUCGAUCUUCCACCUGGAGGAUGCACACGAUGCACCGUGUCGGGAUGUGAGCAUGUGCAGUGGGCAGCCUUCGUUGUUAGUCACCGUUGGCUACGACUGCAAGAUUAACAUAUUCGACAUACGACGCAACAAGGCGCAGGCGCCAUCGGGUCGCUUGGAGUACACGCAUCCAAUGUCAACGGUGGCAUUGAGCGAGUGCGGCACCUACUUCUGUGCCGGCAACCUGAAGGGUGAGCUCGUUUCCUACGAUAUGCGCAGCACCAAGGCACCCUUGGCAGUGCGUUCCGUUCACGAUGGCUGCGCCGUCACUCGAUGCGCCUUUGUGCCAACACCGACUGAGGAGCAGCAGAGCAGCAGCUUCAGUAACUUAAAUAAUGUGACCAUGGAUGGGGAGCCAAUAGCAAUGACCCAGCAGCAGUUGGACUCUUUGGCAACAGCGAAAGCAUCUCGCCAGACGCGUGAUUCCUUUUGUGAUUUCUUGGAUGCAAAAGGACCACACGGCAUGAAUCGUAUUUCCACGCAGCUGACAAAGGCAUUGGUAACGCGACGUGAUAGCUUCGACUGGGAGUCGUUGCAACCAAAGGAAGAGCGACAGACCAUUAAUCAGAACGGUUCCGGGCUCAGCUCCUUGGAUAGCGCAGCCAGCUCCACAGUUGAUUCGCAACUGACGGUUAGCGGACCAUUGCAAGAUCGUAGUAAUAUUUCCGGAGAUGCCAAGCUGAAGAGGAUCUCCGAGGUCGAGGAGCACAUUUCGGUGGCGAACGACAGCAUUGGCAACGACAAGGAGUAUCCACAGAUGGCGGAUGCAGCACAAAAGCAACGCCUGCGCAUGCUACCAUCCAGUCGGAACAGUACACCACAUCAUGUAGCUGCCACAGCAACUCAGGCGGCAACCUUGCAGUUGCUGCCAAAAACAUCCAGCAAUGAGUCCUCGAAUGGCGAAAAUCGUGUGCAGCUGGAUAAGGAACAGGCCGAACAACGGAAGCGGAUGGAUGAGCGUUUCGCCAAAUUGGAACGCGAACUCAAAGCGUCGGAUGAGCAAACCAGGUGUCUCCUAUUUACUGAGGUCAAAAAAUACUGGACUCAGCAGCUGGAACACACCAAAUAUGUACAUGAUGCCCUCGAGCUGCUUCUGCGAAGCGAUCGCGUCAUGAACGACUUCAAUGCAAUGCAGCAGGAGAACGAUUUGCUCGAGGCGCAAGUGGCGCAUCUACUCCGUCAGCAGGGAUCUGGCAAUGCUUAACGCAAAUAUUAUAUUAAAAUUUAUAUAAAUGGUAUAUUUAUGUUUAUUAUUGUUUAA
Drosophila grimshawi is the source of this 1984-nucleotide messenger RNA. RefSeq lists its product as uncharacterized. Gene Ontology annotation, cellular component: spindle pole; pericentriolar material; ciliary basal body. Gene Ontology annotation, molecular function: gamma-tubulin binding. Gene Ontology annotation, biological process: microtubule nucleation; mitotic cell cycle. NCBI's taxonomy places the organism in Eukaryota, Metazoa, Arthropoda, Insecta, Diptera, Drosophilidae. The transcript is spliced from 5 exons. The coding region runs from base 101 to 1927 and encodes 608 amino acids. The record is from RefSeq and is a predicted model, not a curated record.